CUCAUCUGAUCUCUGUCAGAAAGCCAACAGAGGUUUAGGUUCACAGCUCCUCUCAUUCUUAGAAACUGUGCCGUAUUGCACUAUGUGGCUUCUGGUCUUCAUCUGCGUUUCGACAGCCGGUGCUGUCCCCAUAAAGCCAUCCCAGGAUGCUACUACUCCUGCCACAGGUAACGUUACAGUUAUUUCUGAUGUGCUGCAGUCAGCCUCUACAGAAUCUCUAAAAGCUGGUGACAUUCCUUUAAAUGACACCCACAAUGUGACCAGUCCUGCUCCAGGUGUGACUGUCUCCAUCAUGCUUGAUCCACCACAGAGAGUCAGUGCAGAAACCUUAGAAGAGCUUCAAGAAGACAUGAUUGUCCAGGAGGGAGAUAUUUUGGUUACGGAGGACAGGAAUGCUGUGGAGACCCUGUGGCCAGAUGCCAUCGUACCUUAUACCAUCAGUGCUGAAUUAGCUGAUCGAGUAUCAAACAUCUACACUGCCUUCAGAAUGAUUUCAGAUGUCACAUGUAUUCGCUUCCAACAACACACCACAGAGCUGAACUACCUGAAGUUCCAGAACGGCAAAGGAUGUGCGUCCUUUGUUGGUUGUCGAGGAGGAGCCCAAACCUUGUACUAUGCUCGGUCAUGUAGUGUGGGGAACCUUUGCCAUGAGAUCAUCCACGCACUGGGAUUACAUCAUGAACACACCCGCAAGGACCGGGAUCAAUACAUCACUGUGCAGUGGCAGAACAUUAUGCCAGGGAGACAAAAGAACUUCAACAAGAAACGUGGGAACACUCUGAACCUGCCAUAUGACCUGAACUCUAUAAUGCACUAUGGGCAGUAUUUUUUCAGUCAGGAUGGAAGUCCGACUGUGCUGUCCAAGCAGGGCAAAGUGCAGAUGGGUCAGAGGACACAUCUCAGUCAGCUGGACAUACAGAGACUGAACAGACUCUACCACUGUGAUGAGCGGGCGAAAACGCUGUGAGCGGGUUUGCUGCUGGUUUUCCUGCAUUUACCAUGG
This is a messenger RNA of Toxotes jaculatrix (banded archerfish), 1003 nucleotides long. Its product is annotated as high choriolytic enzyme 1-like. The record is from RefSeq and is a predicted model, not a curated record. NCBI's taxonomy places the organism in Eukaryota, Metazoa, Chordata, Actinopteri, Toxotidae. Gene Ontology annotation, biological process: proteolysis. Gene Ontology annotation, molecular function: metalloendopeptidase activity; zinc ion binding. Bases 83 to 967 code for a protein of 294 amino acids. The transcript is spliced from 12 exons.